GCAUCGAUCUACCCCUAAUGUGCCUCGUCGACCCGAUGCCUGUAACGGGUGUCAUGGCGGACUACACUCCCGACUUGAAUUUUGAUUUCACGUUUCAGGCAGUUUGCCUUCCCCAAAAAUGAACCAUGGGAAACAAAGUGUCUACCUUCACAGAGGAACAACUAGAAGCUUAUGAGGACUGCACUUUCUUCAGGCAAGAGAUUCUCCGAGUGUUCGGCCGCUACCGCCUGGCUCCUGAUGUUGUGCCAUACGACAUGUCUGGCAAAGAGGGUCACACGGUUCGAAUCCCAGUCACUCUGGUGGAAAAUAUGCCGGAACUCAAGGAGAAUCCAUUCAGACAGCAGAUCUGCAAAGUAUUCACCGAAGGAGACCAUGGACACAUGACAUUUGAGGAAUUUCUGGACAUGUUCAGUGUUUUCAGCGAGGCGGCUCCUCGAGACAUUAAAGCAGUCUACGCUUUCAAGAUAUAUGACUGGGAUGAAGAUGGUUAUUUGAACAAGGCUGACCUUAAGGCUACAUUGCUUAAACUCACUAAAGAUGGUCUUGAUGAAGAAGAAGUCCAAUUUGUCAUCGAUAAGGUGUUGGAAGAGGCGGACCUGGACGACGAUGGCAUGUUGUCGUACAUCGAAUUUGAACACGUGAUCUCCAGGGCUCCAGAUUUUCUGAACACUUUCCACAUCAGGAUAUAAGCUGCUCGUGGAGGAUAUAGAAGGGAGACGACCGCUGCAAGCUACCCAAGAGGAACAACUCUCCUUCACUGGGAGAGAUGUCCGUGUAUCAAACUCAGUAUCCCACCGCCAAUACUCAAACUCUCGAAAUGUUUUGAACCUUCAUUAACAAAAUUAAAACUCAAGGACCUCUAAUACUCACACUGACACACGCAUGCAUCUACAUAUACUCGUUUGCGCGCGCAUGCAUACAUACAAGCAAGCAGACACUAGACCAACCCCAUAAAGUACUUAAACCUCUGUAAUUCUCAUCAGUUCCCUGUCUCUUGACAUUACUCAGAAAGUGAUAUUGAGCCACGUACAACGAGUUGAUAUAUGUCUGUGUUGAAGUCCAUAUUCAAGGCAAUGAUAUUAAUUCCUAAUCAUGAUCAUCACCAUUUAUUUUUUGUGGAUGUGAUGCUUUUUCUCACACCGCCACAGUUUUCUCUAGCAGCAUUCUAAUUGUAAUUUUGCAGGAUUGUAAUUUUCACGACA
Pomacea canaliculata is the source of this 1202-nucleotide messenger RNA. RefSeq names its product calcium and integrin-binding family member 3-like. The record is from RefSeq and is a predicted model, not a curated record. Gene Ontology annotation, molecular function: calcium ion binding. NCBI's taxonomy places the organism in Eukaryota, Metazoa, Mollusca, Gastropoda, Architaenioglossa, Ampullariidae.